Rotaria sordida is the source of this 297-nucleotide messenger RNA. The record is from the annotation of a GenBank genome assembly. Lineage: Eukaryota; Metazoa; Rotifera; Eurotatoria; Philodinida; Philodinidae.
AUGGCAACACGAGGUCCACCAACAAAAGUACAAAAAGUAAUGGUACAACCUAUUAAUUUAAUAUUUCGUUAUUUACAAAAUCGUUCACGUAUACAAGUUUGGUUAUAUGAACAAACAACAACACGCAUCGAAGGUUAUAUUAUUGGUUUUGAUGAAUAUAUGAAUCUUGUUUUGGAUGAUGCUGAAGAAAUUUUAUUAAAAAAAGAUCAACGAAAAAAAAUUGGAAGAAUUUUACUUAAAGGUGAUAAUAUUAGUUUAAUACAACAAAUACAACAAACAGGAACACAAACUAAAUAA